AUGGCCUAUCUCACGCUGCCGCCGGAGUUUGUUCCGGAAGCGAAAACCGUCAUCAAUUGGGUCAUGUCGUUCACGCCGCUGGUGUCGUACGGAACGACCUUGCUCAGCAUCCGCCGCAAAAAGUCCUCCAAGGGGUUUUCUAUAGACAUCUGUGCGACGAUGCUCAUUGCAUCUACACUUCGGAUCUUCUACUACAUUAACGAGCCGUUCGAGAUCAGUCUUCUUAGACAGUGCUUUGUCAUGAUCUUCAUACACGUCCUCUUGCUGAGGGUGGCCAUCAAAUACAGAGACCCUGGCGAGACGGCGUAUUUGCGGUACGACGAGUCUUGGCCGGAGUUUUUCAGGUCGGCGUGGAAUGCCACGGACGAGGGCUCUGUUUAUGGCGACGCUUUAGAAAAAGCCUCGAACGCGGCUGUGCAAUAUGCCAGACGGGUAUCUGACUUUUGCGGCCGGCUUUUGCUACGGUUACUGUUUCUGUACGACGCCCGCUACAUCAGGCCGUUCAGGUUCUGGCAGUGGGACGAGUAUUCGCAGUACAUGCAGUUCCUCGGGGGGUUAGUGCUGAGCUUGACUGCUGUCCAGCUCGUAUUUGGCAGGACCGAGUGGCUGGGGCUGGUGUUUGGAUCCUGCUCGUUUCUGAUAGAGAGUACGUUGCCGCUGCCGCAGAUCCUGCUGUUCCAGCGGUCGAGGACCGUGGAAAACUUCAAAACCAUACUUCUGCUCAGUUGGCUGGGUGGAGACCUCACGAAAAUCAGCUACCUGGUGUACGGCACAGAUAACGUGGGUUUUAUCUUUGUGGCUGCUGCUGUAUUCCAGAUGAGUCUGAACUUGGUCAUCACAUACCAAUUCUUCUACUUCAAACACAUGGACACCGUUAAUUUGCAGCAGGUGCUUCCGCUGAACCAGGUCAAAGAGGAGAUCCCGAUGGACGAGUUCCGUGUUCCAGCCACAUUUUCUGCCCCUUCGAGCCGCGACCUGUUUUCUCCGAUUUCAUCGUCGCAGUUCCCGUCUCCGGCCACCACGCCGAUCCUGAACCCUAAAAUCGACCAUUCGCGUUCCAGAUCAAGCACGUUCGCCGAGCAUGAAGCGAAAAUCAACAAGAGUCUGCGCAAGGCGAGCCUGAGCAGCAGCGUCAACCUGGAGACGAUGAAGAAACAGAGCAGCAAACUAAAUCAUUAACAUACAAACAAUGAAGGUAUACCUGUCAUCACUCAGACAUUAUUCAUUUUUUCCGUUUCUAGUCUCUCUUCGUUGAUCUUCCACCAGAACUCGAACGUCCCCGUCUCGUCGUUAAAAGUGUCCCUGCUCACCUCCCAGGGCUUGGGGGUGAUGAUGUAGUGGAUAUUUUUGAUUUCGUCGAUGUCCCAAACAUCCGCGUGGCAUUUUUUUAGGGUUUUCAGACAGUUGUACUUGUACGACAGUCCCAGCCAACGAUUGCAAAACACGUCCGAGAGCAGCUCCUGGUCUGGAAAGUCGUACGACGCCGUUUUUUCCGGCUGCGAUAGCGUUUUCAGUAUUUCGUUAUAAUUGUCCAUGUCGGGUUUCACAAUCAGCAGGCCCCCGUUGCAGGCCUUAAGUCCAUACCGUGCGUCCGGACCUUUGAUGUGGCGGAAUUCGUCGUCUUUGCGGACGGAUUCCUCGAUAUUCGCGUGGUAAUUGGUGUACGCGCAAUUUUUCGGGAUCCAGUUUCUCGGAUAGUGCUCCAAUUUCAAAGGGUUGCACACACACGCUGGGCUGGCGGCAAAGGCAAUGUGGUCGUCAAGGUGCAAGUCCAUCAGCUCGUCUAUGUUGCGGAUCACAACCAUAUCAGAGUCCAAUUGGAUGACUCUUUGAAACUGCGUGAGCUUGAACGGCUGUAACUUGGACCAGGUAUCGUAGAACCUGGAGUCGUGGCCAAACUCCUUCGACUUGGUGGGGAUCAGUGGAUCGACCUGCAUGAUAGCGAUUCCUCGCCGGCAGAUCUCCAAAACCGACUUGGGGUCCAGCUGCGACGUGUACAAGGCAAUUAGGGGAUAUUUGGAUUGCGCCCUUUUCAGUGAGAAGUCCAGAGUCAGCAGACCCUCGAGGUACUUCCUGUUUGUGAUCAAGGUCGACCACACCUUGGAGUGCAUUGACACGUCAGUGUCGGCCGGAUAGAUAUCGUCGGCGG
This is a messenger RNA of Ogataea polymorpha, 2149 nucleotides long. RefSeq lists its product as uncharacterized. The record is from RefSeq and is a predicted model, not a curated record. Gene Ontology annotation, biological process: retrograde transport, endosome to Golgi; phospholipid translocation. The transcript has a single exon. Lineage: Eukaryota; Fungi; Ascomycota; Pichiomycetes; Pichiales; Pichiaceae. Gene Ontology annotation, cellular component: endosome; trans-Golgi network. The coding region runs from base 1 to 1179 and encodes 392 amino acids.